AUGAAGCUGUUCUAUAAAAAUAACCUUAAAAGGAAUCUGAUGGAUAACCUGACCUAUGAUUUUCACCUGACAGCAUUUUCAAAUUUAACAGAAAAUCACCUAUUACUUUUCUUUAUAUUUUUAAUGAUCUACUUGACCGGAGUAUUGGGGAACAUCAUUAUCAUUACAACGGUGAUCAUUGAUACCCACCUUCAUACCCCCAUGUAUAUACUUCUCUGCAAUUUAUCAUCUGUGGACAUAAUAUUAAACUCAUCCACCGUCCCAAAACUUAUGGACAUUUUACUCUCUGGUAAUGACUCAAUAUCCUUCAUACAAUGCUUCAUCCAACUUUACUUUUAUAUGUUUGCGGCAGGAACGGAGGACAUCUUGUUGUCUCUGAUGGCCUAUGAUCGAUAUGUGGCUGUCUGCAAACCCUUACAUUAUCACCUGUUAAUGAAUAAGAAGAAGUAUGCCAUCUUCUUACUCGGCACCUGGAUAUUAGGAUGUGCUAACUCUUUAUUUUUGACCUCCUCAGCCUACCAGUUAGACCUAUGUCCUUCUAAUAAAAUUCAACAUUUCUUCUGUGAUAUUAAAGCUUUGGAGAAGAUAACUUGUAGUCAAACCCAAUUUUCCAUCCUACUUUACAUUGAAAGUGUGGUUCUUGGACUCUUUCCAUUUUUGCUUAGCUUAACAUCCUACAUCAAAAUUAUUCUUAUCAUCCUAAGUAUCAGGUCAACCGGUGGUAGAUGGAAGGCUUUCUCCACAUGCACGUCCCACCUGGCUGUGCUAAUAAUAUUCUAUGGUGUGGCUCUAUGUAUUUAUGUGAAGCCUCCUUCAGGACACUUUGAAAAGCAAGAUUUGGUGUUCUCUCUAAUGUACACAGCAGUAAUUCCCAUGUUAAAUCCAUUAAUUUACACCCUUAGAAAUAAAGAGGUGAAGGCUUCUCUGUCGAGGAUCUUUAAAAUAAUGAAAACAAAGAUUGCUUAA
Messenger RNA from Hyla sarda, 966 nucleotides. Its product is annotated as olfactory receptor 1-like. Gene Ontology annotation, cellular component: membrane. The record is from RefSeq and is a predicted model, not a curated record. Bases 1 to 966 code for a protein of 321 amino acids. Gene Ontology annotation, molecular function: G protein-coupled receptor activity; olfactory receptor activity. Lineage: Eukaryota; Metazoa; Chordata; Amphibia; Anura; Hylidae. The transcript has a single exon. Gene Ontology annotation, biological process: G protein-coupled receptor signaling pathway.